AUGUCUAACUCUCAAAAUAUUGACCUCAUUAACGCGGCUUUUACAGCCGUAAUGGGAACCCACAAGUUUAUAUCAGAAAAAGAACUUCGUGAAAGGCAAGCCCGUAACGAUGGUUAUGCGACAUAUGAGCAAGUUGACUUAAACUCAUUUCAUCAAAUCAAUCUUGUUGGUGAUAAUCUUGCUAAUUGUCAGCUCUCAUCUUAUCAAUCACAAAUUACCUACAAUACUGGUAAUAAUACACCAAUGAUUUUUGUGAAAACGCUCACUGGUAAAACUGUAGAGAUUGAAUGUGAAGGAAAUAAUACUAUUGACGUUGUUAAGCAACGAAUUCAAACUAAAGAAGGCAUUCCACCAGAUCAACAGAGAUUAAUUUUUGCAGGAAGGCAAUUGGAGGAUGGUAGAACGCUCUCCGACUACAACAUUCAAAGCAAAAGUUUAUUGCACUUAGUUUUGCGCCUUCGUGGUGGUGGAUGUGUAAUUAGUUAUUUAAGUGUGAGUACUUUGGAUCCACCAUAUGAUUACGAUUUUACAAAUAUUGAAGAUAUAGGAGCGACAUUUAUGCGAGGAUAUCUGCAAUAUAAAAGACCAUGUGGAUGGAAACGAAUCGCUUUAAAGGUUGCUGGGAGGUAUGAUGACGGUGAUAAUAAAUGGCUUGGCACCGAUAAAAAUGCUUGGCCAGUAUCAUAUCAUGGUACUGCUAAACAUAAUGCAAGGUCAAUUGCUGAAGAUGGUUAUUUAUUAAGUAAAGGAAAGCGGUUUGCUUAUGGACGUGGCAUUUAUUCAACACCCGACAUACAUAUAGCUGAACAAUAUGCGACUGAAUUUGAAUUUGAAGGAAAUAAAUAUGUGAUGGUAUUUCAAAACAGAGUAAAUCCUGUUAAUCUGCAACAGUUUCCUGUUGGAAAUGGCGAGUAUUGGGUUUCUGAAAAAGGUGAAGACGUCAGGCCAUAUGGAAUCUGUAUUAAAAGAAAGCAAUAA
This is a messenger RNA of Dentiscutata erythropus, 978 nucleotides long. Lineage: Eukaryota; Fungi; Glomeromycota; Glomeromycetes; Diversisporales; Gigasporaceae. The record is from the annotation of a GenBank genome assembly.